AUUCGCUAAUGUCGUACGUCAUUCUACGGCCAAACGCUUUAUGAUCACGGCUUGAUUGCUUCUUAUAUAAAUUUCAGGUCUACUUCGCUCCGCCAGUCAACAUGACAGUGAAUUCGAUGCCAAGAUAAAUUUAUAGAAAAUUUAACCUCUAGUUAUUUGUGAUACUUGGUAUAAAACAGUUUUGGUGAUUUGUACUUGGAUCUCGUAUUUACUCCAUUUUGGCUACGUACGCUUAAUCUGUAGCUACUGGUGUCCUAGCUACUGGCUGUGUACGGUCCUGAACUAGCUAUAUAGCUUUCUUCUUGAAUUCAAAGACAUUGGUUGGGUUAAUCGUUCACUGUAAUCCUUGCCUGAUGAUGGAAAGCUGUUGUUCGAUGAGCUUGCUACUGUACAUCGCCAUCAUUUCCGUGUGUUUGCCACAGCCAUCUUUCUUCACAGUCUUAGCCGACCCGGACCACUCAGCCUGCAAUUUCAAGCGAUGUAGUUGUCAAGACACAUCUAUAUCCUGCCAAGGAAACUUGGGAGAGAAAGAAUUGAAAAAUAUACCUAAGGAUACCGAAAAUAUAAUAUUUCAAGAUGGAUUGAACUGUGACUGUGAAACAGUUAAGCUGGUAGAGUGGGCUUCUGAUAAACGCAUAACCAUAGAUGGAAAAUGCAAUGAGCCUGCGCACCUGGCUGGUCAGCCUGUGAAUGAAAUAAACAAAGAGCAAUUGAAGUGUGGCCAUACGCAUGUAAGAAAAAGGCGAUCUAUCAUUGAAAAUGAAACGCUGAAUUUCACUGACACCAAACCAACUGGUCCAGAUGGGCUUCCUUUGUGGCCAUGCGACUUUGAAGAAAACUUUUGCCAGUGGUUCCAGUUAUCUGACAGUGAUUUUAAAUGGACAAGACAGAAUGGGAGCACCAAAUCCCAUUUCACCGGACCAAAUGGAGAUCAUACAUUUGGCAACGGUACUUACAUAUACAUCGAAACUUCCGUACCAAAACAAUUGAAUGACAAGACAAGACUAGUGAGCCCUACGCUACGUCCAGUAAAGGCAAACCAAACAUGCAACAUGACGUUCUAUGUCCAUAUGUACGGCAAUAACAUUGGUCAGCUAAAUAUUUACCAAGCACCAGUCAUUGGACACGAUACUUUAAAGAAAUUCUUCAAGACUUCACAAGGAGAUGCCUGGUUGAAAGAAGAAGUUACAUUUGAUAGUAACGAAGAGUUUCAGAUCAUUUUCGAAGGAGUCCGUGGAAAUGGCUAUCAAGGGGACAUAGCGCUUGAUGACAUCUCUUUCAGUACUGGCUGUCAGCGACUUGUCCCAGGGUACGUUCGACUACGUUCGGCUGAUCCCAAAGCCUUCAACACUGGAGUGGUCGACAUUUACAACAAUGGUAGCUGGGGGCAGGUAUGUCGAGAUGGAUGGACAUCAGCUGAUGCUAGUGUCGCUUGCAGGGAACUUGGCUUCGAUUCCGUAAAACAAAUAUCCGCUGUUUCUACGAAUGGUUUAUCUAUCACUGGUCUGACGAGCCUCAACUGUACUGGGACAGAAACAUCGGUAAAUAAGUGUCCAAGAAGUGCGUGGUCCAAAGCAACUCUUUGUACUAGUAACCAGACGGCCUCGUUAGGUUGCACAGGUAUUGCACCUGUAUGUCCUCUUAAGACUCACAUGUACUGCCCCAAGAAACCAGGCGAACCAACGGCAAAGUGUAUCUCACUUGGUCAGCGAUGUGACUUUAUCGAUGACUGCUGGGAUGGCUCGGACGAAAGGGAUUGUAACAAUUAUACAAGAUGCACUUUUGAAGAAGCAGAUUUUUGCGGCUGGCUUCAGGCAGUAAAUGACCACAUGAACUGGACGAGGCACCGUGGAAGCACUCCAACACAAUCCACAGGUCCAAGUCAAGAUCAUAAUGGGGAUGCCAGUAAAUAUUACAUCUAUAUUAACGUGGCUGGACGGGCGGCAGAAAAGGCCAAAAUCGCAGUUACACCUCGAUUUCAAGGUAACCACCAAGGACUAUGUAAGGUUCGAUUCUUUUAUCACAUGUACGGUUGGGGGACUGGAUCCCUACGUGUCCUGAUCACCGAUCAAUACACAGUCCGUACAUUAUGGCAGAAGAAGGGUAGACUAGGUGACCAGUGGAACAGAGCUGAAGUCACGCUACUCAAUACUUCCAAAUCUUUCCAGGUGGUUUUUGAAGCUGAACACACUGGUUACGUCAGCCAAGGUGAUAUUGCAAUCGAUGACGUUUCAUUCACUCCAGAAUGUCUUCCAGCCAAACAUGAAAAUAUAUCCUGUUCGCCAAGUACCUUCAAGUGCUCAAGCUUGGAAUGUAUAUCAUUAGAAGACCGAUGCGACUUUAAAAUGGAUUGCUUUGAUGGAACAGACGAGCGUAACUGUGGAUUCAAUACACCAGGGCGAUGUAACUUCGAGGGCAAUUUCUGCGACUGGAAUAAUGAAACAGAUGACAAAUUCGAUUUUGAACGACACCAGGGAUCAACGGUAUCCUUUGGUACUGGCCCUUCCUAUGACCACACCCUUGGAUAUGGACAAAGAGGUUUUUAUGCAUACAUUGAAUCGUCACAUCCCAGGAAAAACGGAGAUAAAGCAAGAUUAGUGGGACCUCAGUUUAUGUGGAAAAAUAUAACUGGUUGUAAGAUUCGCUUCUUUUAUCAUAUGUGGUCCAUUAGGUAUAAUGUCGUCGGGACUCUAAAAGUAAUGCUGCGAAACCCUAUCACUCGCGAAACCGUAACAAUUUGGCAGAAGUUUGGUAGUCAAGAUAACAAGUGGAUCCUUGCUGACGUUCCCAUAGCAACCAAUUGGUCGAUAGCUGAGGUGGUGAUCGAGGCAACACGUGGUCAGUCAUACUUGAGCGAUAUCGCCAUCGAUGACAUCUCCUUCACUCCUCAGUGCUAUCCUCCUAUUCCUUCUCACGUCGACAAAAACUACGACGUACGUUUGGUUGGCAGCAAGUCUUCAUAUCAAGGACGUGUAGAGGUGUUCCGUGUGGGAUACUGGGGAACUGUCUGCAACGACGGAUGGGACAAGAAUGACGCUCAAGUAGUGUGUAGGCAACUCGGUUAUGCAGGGGCUAUGAAUGUGUUCCCUUCAUUUGGAUCCGGUAAAGGACAGAUCUGGUUGGAUGAUAUUAAAUGUAUUGGAAAUGAGAGUAACCUGAAUAUGUGCGGUCAUAAUGGAUGGUCGAAUCAUAACUGUGAUCACUCUAAAGAUGCUACUGCAGUCUGUGAUAUAUCGGGGGGUACCACUGCCCCAAUUCGUCUUACCGGACAUACCAAUGACACACAUGGUGGAAGAGUAGAAGUCCAUUACCACAACAAGUGGGGCUCCAUCUGUUUUGACGAAUGGGAUCUUCACGACGCACACGUGGUCUGUCGUCAAGCUGGCUUCCUAGGAGUGGAAAAAGUUAUGUCCGAGCCUUCGGAGAGUACAGGCCAUAUAUGGCUGAGUAAGGUGAAGUGCGAAGGCAAUGAGAACUCGCUGGACAAGUGUCAACACAGUGACUGGAGUGUAGUCAGUAGUUGCUCCCAUGGAUACGCCGGGGUAGUCUGUAAACGGAGCGGUGCUUCAGAAGGUGAUAUCCGACUUACUGGUGGAAGAUCGCAAAAAGAGGGUCGUUUGGAAAUCUUCCAUCGUGGUGAAUGGGGCACGGUAUGCGAGGAUUAUUGGUCCAAGGAAGAUGCAAAGGUCGUUUGUAAUGAGCUUGGAUUCACAAGUGUGGUCAAAGUGUACCAAAGUUUUGGGCCAGGUACUGGACAGGUGUGGCUCCAUAAUCUUCAAUGUUAUGGUAACGAGACAUCGCUGACUCAGUGUAGGCAUGGUAGAUGGGCGACCAGCCCUUGUUCGCAUGAUGAAGACGUGGGGCUGAUAUGUGGAGAUAAUUCUUACAUUGGAUGUUAUAAAGAUAACGAUCCUCGGGUGAUGAGUCACAAAAGUACCAUGAAGGAUCUAACCCCUGUCAGAUGCCUUCAAUAUUGCCAGUCUAAAGGCUACUCAUAUCUUGGCCUCGAGUGGUCUACAGAGUGUUACUGUGGCAACCACUAUGACAAGUAUGGUAACGCGUCUGCUAGUGAAUGCUCUUCGCCGUGUGCGGGUGAUCCAAGCAAGACAUGUGGAGGCCCAUGGCGAUUAUCUGUUUACACCACAAAUCCAGCCAUUCUACCAAGCUCAGCACCAGGAUAUCUACCUGUUAGACAAAGCUGCUCGUCAGUAAGCUACAUACGCAAUUACGGUUUCCUGAGUUCUUUAGCAAGUCCUAACUACUUCAGUGGUGAUCACCAAAGUGGUUACAUAUGGUCCCCCCUUUACCCAUCCAAUUACCCAAACAAAAUUCACUGUGUAUGGGUACUAAAUCUCAUGCCAGGAUCCAAGGCUCGAAUAGAAUUCAUAGACUUCCAAACGGAGAAAGAUUUUGAUUACUUGGAAGUACGUGAUGGGAAACGAAUAUACAACCAGCCGUUGACACCAAGGUUUGGUUUUAGCGGGAACAAGAGCUCGAUUCUGACGGCGUCUUCUAACACCAUGUGGAUCAAGUUCUAUGCUGAUAUCAGUAUUAAUGCUAAAGGUUUUAAGUUACGCUAUGUUUCGUCAGGUUUAAGCAUGUCAACGACACCAGCUACCACCCUUACCACACCAACACUUUCUCCAAGCUCUCUUCCCAUAAUACAGAAUGUAAUAGGAGGUUGUAAUGGUGUCCUGGACGCUGUCAAUACAACAUUUGGUUACUAUGACUACUACCACGACACAGGCUUCAUUCGCAGUCCCGGGUAUCCCACACAGUUGUAUGGUAAUAACCUCCAGUGUCAGUGGUCAGUGUUUGUUCAGCAGGGCUACAAGAUCAUAAUGAAGGUCACAGACAUGGACUUACAUGCCUCAUCGAAUGAUAACUUAGUUAUUGAUGAUGGGCAUCAUACAGAAAGAUCCACUGGACGAUCUCUGCCGUGGAGUUUUCAAUCAACGGAUCGCUUCCUUCGAGUCUACUUCUCUACUGAUUCUUCUGGCCAAGCUAAAGGGUUCAUGAUGAAAUACGAACGAGUUGUUCUUAAUCACGUAAUUUCGACAUCACCACUUCCAACAACUACAACACUACCAACAACAACAACACCAGCAACAACAACACAGAGGAUGAGUUCGUCAACAGAUGACAAAAGUCAAUCAACAGCGAGUUUUGUUCCAAGGACCACAUCAGCUGUUACGUCAUACGCUACGACUAAAGAACCACCGUCAGAUGGUAACGGCUCUGGAGGAAAUUAUGACAAGCGAAGUGCAAAUGACAAAGGAAUGAGUGGUGGCAGCAUUGCAGGAAUCGUUGUCGGAUUUAUCGUCUUGAUUCUGAUUAUCAUUAUUCUUGUUCUUAUUCUUCUGAAAAACAAAAAGAAGCGACGUAACCCACAAGCUCGCCAUUGCUUCAUUAACGAAGCCUAUGAUAAUACAGAUGGUAUGGUUAUGGCAAACGCCGGUGCAAUGGCUCCUCAUGGUCUACAAGACAACACUAUUUUCUAUGCAUCGGCUGCUGUAGCUCCUCCUCCUUACACACCUGAGGCUGCAGCCAACGAUCCCACGCCAGGUUACACGGUUCCAACACCCACAGCUCCUUCUGAACAGGUCUACAGUAAUCUGUACUCUCGUCCUCCCCCGUAUAACCAAUACAAUGAUGCAGAUUCUAAUUCUACGACCACGGGGAUAGGCUCUGUCACCAACCUCCGCGCGGCAGCCAAUGACGGGCAACAAGCUGUAGAAGCGACCGCAUUUCCACCUCUCAGUGGAGUAUUGCCAGGGAAUGGUCUCCCAUCUGUUGAUGGUGAUACAGCAUUUGUGAAAAGUGUUCUACCACCAAUAGGCAUUCCAGCUCAAGACACAAAAACACCUUUGCCCGACGAUCAAGCCGGUCCUUUACCGGAAAAACCUCCACUGACGGUUGUUCCUGUUACCAAUAACAACCAUCCACCUGCUCGGCCCAAUGGCCUUGCGCCAUUGGAAGGCAUCAAUCGGUGUCCGGCAAGUGUGGCAUUUGGCGCGGAAGUUCCCUUUGAAUUCAUUUGUCCGAUCUCCAACGAAAUCAUGAAACGUCCGGUAUCUGCUUCCGAUGGCUACACGUACGACCGCCGAGCCAUAAAAUCGUGGUUCCGACAAAAUCGGACGAGCCCGAUGACGAACGAACCGAUUACGGACUUUACCUUACGAGCCAACGAGCAUCUUGAAGCGAGAAUCAAAGAAUUUGUUCGGGCUCAUUCAAGAGCGUAAAUCACUCCAAAUCACAAAUUGUUAAUUCGAACACAUCAGUUUUUGUAUCAUAGAGUGUCCUGCAGUUUAACGUGAUUUUUCCAACUGCUUUUGUACGUAUCAUCCAAAUUAUUAUUAUUAACCGUUAAAAAAGCUGGCGUCCUUUUUAAAGAAGUUUCUUUUUAUUAAAGAAAAACGAAUGCAAUGACGCAAAGGAUAUGAAAUGGGAAAAAUGAAAAUGAAAAGAAGACUAGAACACGAAAGAAAGUGAAGAAAUGGGGGAAAAGAAAGGAAAGAGGAAAGAAACAUACUUUAUGCAUACAAAAUUAAAUGAUAACGGCUUUGCGACUAUCUAGUACUUGAUGCCCAAAUGACCUCUCUAAAACAAUGACAGUUUACAUGUAAGUUAGCGUAAUCUAGUCGUACGCAAUAUAGCCUCCUUUUCUACACCAUGUAUACCGCUGUUUUUGAUGACCACAGGCUCAAUCAUACUGGUUAACGUCGUUUUACAUAUUGAAUCAAUGUACUACUUAGACGAUAUGGCGGCCAUCUUGCCAGGGGGCAAAACAAACAUGACGGACAAUAUAUAGAGUUUCAUGUGUUUGUCUUUCUUGUAUGGGUAAAGGUGAUCGAUGUGUCGUCAUAAUCCAUCUUUUUUUUAAUCCUCUUGUGGUGACUGUUAAUAUCAAUCAACGUCAUCACUGUAACAGCUUUUGCCUCCCUGAACGCCCCAUAAUGCCUUGCGAUCCAAGAUGGCCGCUGCAUCGUAGAAGUUAAGCGAGGCCAAACCUGUUCAAAUUGGUCUGUAGUCAAGAAAACCAGCGGUACUUACUUGAUAGCAUAAAGGACCAUUGGCAAGGAUUUGGGCGUGCAGAAUAUUGUCGUUGUUAUAACAGCGCCAUCUUUUUCAAGCGAUGCCCAAACCAAUGCUGUGCAGCUGUUGUGCUAAAUAGAUAUUAUAGUCGCUUCGGCCAUGUUUCAAGAGUGUGCAUAUAUAGAGUUAUAGGCCAGAUACAAACCCGGCAGUUUCUACUAGAAGACAGAUUUACUUACACCACAAUAUGUUUUUAAAUGGAGGAUCCAGGAUUUAGGAAGGGAGGGGUGGCUGGUUGGCUGGCUGGCUGGCAACAUUGUCCAUAUUUUGCAUUUAUUUUUUCUCUUGAUGUUGAUUUUGCUCUCUUAAAAUAAUACAUAGAUGAGGCAGGCAAGAUUGUUUGGUAUACUUGUCAAACAUUGAUAAACGUGUUGCGUUGUGGUCUAGCUUGGAUACGAACAUCUCGCUCAUCAUGUCUUAUGUUCCAUCUCGUACUCAGAGACUUUAUUUCUUACUGCGCAUGCACGACGAGCAUGUGCAAUAUGAAAUAAAUGAAGAGCUCUUGGUUGUACAAGAUUGGCCUUAUAUUGUGUUGUUUGUACCCAAGCUAGACCACAAUGCAUCAGAUAUUAUCGAACUCAGAAAAGGCUGCAAAUUCUGAAUCUUUUUUAUAGAAAAGUCCAAUUUGAACGGACCAUAUCCCUGUAUUUGAAUCACUGGUUCUAUACUUGCCAACAAACUGGAAGCGGCUUAUCAGUAAUGCGUAGAGCUGGUGAUUUCACGUGCACUUACAAUGAAUAAAUUGAAGUCUCACGAGGCAUAUGCAGUUUCUACGUA
Messenger RNA from Actinia tenebrosa (Australian red waratah sea anemone), 7872 nucleotides. RefSeq lists its product as uncharacterized. The record is from RefSeq and is a predicted model, not a curated record. Gene Ontology annotation, cellular component: membrane. Lineage: Eukaryota; Metazoa; Cnidaria; Anthozoa; Actiniaria; Actiniidae. Gene Ontology annotation, biological process: protein ubiquitination. Gene Ontology annotation, molecular function: protein binding; ubiquitin-protein transferase activity.